AUGUACGAUCUGGGAAGUGUAAAGCUUUUAUCUACUAGCAACAGAAAAUUGAUCCAGGAAGUUGAUCCAGGAAGGCCAGAACAACGCAGUUUGUUGCUUUUUGAUGGGAAAGAUGUGGCUGCAGUGGACUUUGAUUCGAACAUCACCUUUCGUGAAACCAUAAAUCAAAUCGAACUCAAAAACCACCCGGGCAGAACAAAGUUAGACGCUAUGGUUGAGGAUACCAUAAGUCCAGAGGAGAGGGCGUCAAUCAGUGCUCGACUAGUUUUGCUGGCUCCCCCCUGUGAGUUCAACGAGGUGUUCGAAGAUGUACGCGUGAUUUCUGGUGAUCACCCAACAACUCAGAAAAAACUCGCUGCAGCCGCCGCACAAUACAACCGGGAUCAGAUGAUACCCGUGAAACUUCCUAAUGCGGAAUACAGCUCAUUGAUAACCGCACAUGGUGAUUUAGGUAACGGGCAGUUCCUCUGCCCUCGAUCACAUUCGACCUUCCAUUACGACCACUUAAAGCAAACGGCUAGCGAUGUCAAAGGCCUCGAUCCAAACGAUGCAGACGGUGGUGAUACGACUGCAGAACCAUGGAGACAUGCUUUGGAAGUCGCCAUAACCGAGUAUACACUUGAGCACUUUCCCAGCGGUAGCGUCGCUGUCUAUGCGCCCGCUGUCACUAAUGAAGAUCGCAGGCUUGUUGCCUGCAUUGUUUCUCAGUUUCGGAAACAUCAAUCCACUGGCCGUUGGCGUUCUGAAUGGACGAUCAAGAUACCAGAUGAACCGAUCGGGGGCACAUUCUCCGUUCAUGGUGUCAUUAAGGUCCAGACCCAUCUUUACGAAGAAGGUAACGUGCAGCUGAUAUCCUCCAAGGAGGUAGACUUCUCUGUAACUGCACCAAAUGCCAAGGCCUUUGCAAAUGAAUGCGUUCGCCAUAUAAAAAACGCGGAGAUAGCCUAUCAGACUGCCGUCGGUGACAAUUUCAAAACAAUGUCCGACACGACUUUCAAAGCAUUGCGCCGUCAGCUGCCAGUAACCCGCUCGAAAAUUGAUUGGAACAAAAUCAUUACCUAUCAGAUUGGUGGCGAAUUAUCGCGUGCCUCAUGAGCUCUAUCUAUCUAUCACACCCUAUGAUGGGUAUUUUCCAUCUGCAUUCCUGAGCACACGCACCGACUGACUGCUUGGUAUCGCCUUUCCACCCCGUCCAGCAUGGCCUGGAAACCGUCUGUGUCCUAUUUUCAAAGGCCCGCAAAUUUUCUUGCUCCUGAUGUUUUCUCGUAAACUUUCCCGUCAUAUGCUGCCAACGAGUGAAUCAGUUUCCACAAACCCAAACUCAUUUGGCUGCUUGCCUGCGAGAUAUAUGUGACUGUGCGUAAUAACCGCUUUUUGGUCUACUACUUGGUCUAUACCAUCAAUCAACCGUCUUUUAUCUGUAGUUUAUAUAAUCUGACUUCGGUUUUGACUUGUAUACCGUCUCCCUAUGUCGUCACCAUCUUCCCAUUGGUCAUGUUUGUUGAUUUCCCUAUUCAUACUUUCUUAUUCUCGAUACGCUCAGUUACAUGCAUACGCUGGGCGUUUUCCCUUGUAUGACUUCUCUACCACCUUGCACCCUGAUAAUCGCACUCUUCAUUUGAUAAUAAGGCGCUGGCGCAACCAAGCAAAUGUUCGUCAGUUUCUGCUGGCCUAGGAGGAUGAUAAAUCUAUCCUUCUUCCGAAAUACACAGGUGGCGGAGGUUCGUGC
Messenger RNA from Opisthorchis viverrini, 1729 nucleotides. RefSeq lists its product as hypothetical. Gene Ontology annotation, cellular component: actin cortical patch; F-actin capping protein complex. Gene Ontology annotation, biological process: barbed-end actin filament capping; actin cytoskeleton organization. Bases 1 to 1095 code for a protein of 364 amino acids. Lineage: Eukaryota; Metazoa; Platyhelminthes; Trematoda; Opisthorchiida; Opisthorchiidae. Gene Ontology annotation, molecular function: actin filament binding. The record is from RefSeq and is a predicted model, not a curated record. The transcript is spliced from 8 exons.